Fragaria vesca subsp. vesca is the source of this 1236-nucleotide messenger RNA. Its product is annotated as protein TRANSPARENT TESTA 12-like. Gene Ontology annotation, cellular component: membrane. The coding region runs from base 1 to 1227 and encodes 408 amino acids. The record is from RefSeq and is a predicted model, not a curated record. Lineage: Eukaryota; Viridiplantae; Streptophyta; Magnoliopsida; Rosales; Rosaceae. The transcript has 5 exons. Gene Ontology annotation, molecular function: antiporter activity; xenobiotic transmembrane transporter activity. Gene Ontology annotation, biological process: xenobiotic detoxification by transmembrane export across the plasma membrane.
AUGGAUGAUACGCAACGUUCUCCCUUGCUGAGCAUCAAGGCUUCACUGGAACCCGACUAUGCUCCGGUGAAGACCUUUCAGGAGGGCAUGUCUGUAUGUUGGAAGGAGUCUGUGAAGCUGUGGAAAGUUGCAGCUCCGGUGGCUUUCGCGGCUCUCUUUCAGUACCUCAUCCAGUCCAUCACCACCAUUUUCAUCGGACAUCUCGGAGAUCUUGAGCUCUCUGCUAUUUCCCUCGCUCAUAAUGUCAUCAACGCCAUCGCUGUUGGCUUCCUGAGAGGUAUGGCAUAUGCACUUGGAACGCUUUGUGGACAAGCUUAUGGUGCAGGCCAAAUCGACUCACUUGGUAUCUAUAUGCAGCGCUCAUGCAUCAUCCUAACCAUUGCUUGUUUUCUCCUCUUAUCACUUUACAUUUUUGCCACUCCAUUCCUCAAGAUUUUAGGCCAACAAGAAAGUCUAGCCGAGUUUGCUGGAAACUACAGUCUGUUGAUAAUCCCUCAGAUGUUCUCCUUUGCCAUCAAUUUGCCCACCCAAAAGUUCCUUCAGGCUCAGAGCAAGGUCGGCGUCAUUACAUGGAUCUCCUUUGUGGCUCUAGUCACACACACAGGACUCCUUUAUCUUUUCAUUAGCGUACUCGGCUGGGGGGUGAAUGGUGCAGCUGUAGCUUAUAACAUCACAUACUGGGAAGUUGCAGUUGGUCAGUUUGUGUAUGUUGCAUUUUUGUGCAAGGAAGGUUGGAAUGGAUUUUCAUGGUUAGCAUUCAAAGACAUCUGGGAUUUUGCUAAGCUGUCUCUUGCCUCAUGUAUGAUGUUUUGCCUAGAGAUGUGGUAUACUAUGAGUAUGAACAUUUUCGCCGGUCAACUUGAGAAUGCAGUGAUUGCCCUCGGUUCCUUCUCAAUAUGCUUGAACUUUCAAAGUUGGGAAAUCAUGAUUUUGGUUGGAGUGAGUACUGCUAUAAGCAUUCGAGUCUCAAAUGAACUUGGAAUGGGGCACCCAAGAGCGGCCAAAUACUCCAUAUGUGUUGCAGUCUUGCUAUCUCUCGUCGUUGGUCUUGUGUCUAUGACUUCUAUCUUCUUAAGUAGAGACUACAUUGCCAAUGUUUUCACAGACAGCAAAGUAAUGCAACAAGCUGUUGCUCAUUUAGCAUACUUUCUCGGCGCAGCCAUGCUUCUUAAUAGUGUUGCAGAAGUUUUGACAGGGGUUGCUAGUUGGAGGCGGGAUGGCAAGUGAUGGUAGCUU